GAAGAAUACUACAAACGAGAAUGGCCAGAUUAUUUCUGAGCCUGAUUUAACCACAAAGAUAUUUAGUCUUUAUCUAAAUUAAUAUGACAUGACUCAGACUUUGUGAAGAAGGAAGCAGGGACAUCGAAUUUACGUUGCAAGUUGUUUUUUUUCUUUUGCCACCGUGUCUUGAUUUUUUUAUGUGUUUUUUUUUCCCUACUUUUGGAAGAAACCCAAACUAUAGGGUUUUUAAAUUUACUCUCAAGAAGUUAGUUAAAAAGAUAUAUUGUUUUGCUAACUAAAAACAAAGAACUGAUCGUUUAAAAACUCCACUAUUUGGUAAAAAAUAGUUGUCAACAGCCAAAAAUAUAACUAUAAAAUGCUGCCGUUCAUUUUUUAAACCUUUCAUCUCUCUCGUUUCUUCAAUUAAUCCAACUCCAACUUUGUAUUUAGAAUGGGAAAACGACAUGAUUGGUCCCUGACCGCUUGUAUUUUCCUAUUAUUGUCUCUAGCAUUACAAAUCCAUUGUAGUAGCCAAACACGUUUUCCAAGUCAUAAGCGAGGAGUUGGAUUGUCAGGUGACACAAGCCACUUCAAUUCUAUUCGUCGCGAAAAUGUGCUUUCGCUUAAGGAGAAAGAUCUAAUCAAGCAGCUCCCCGGACAACCUUCCGUUAGUUUCAGACAAUAUGGCGGUUAUGUGGCCGUAAACGAACCCGCCAGUCGGUUUUUGUACUAUUAUUUCGUGGAAGCCAUCAAACCCAAUAAAUCUACUCCUCUUGUGCUUUGGUUCAACGGAGGACCUGCCUGCUCAUCUGUAGGACUUGGGGCAUUUGAAGAGCUUGGUCCAUUCCGCGUACAUAGCGACGGCAAAACGCUUUUCCGCAAUCCGUAUUCAUGGAACAACGAGGCGAACAUGUUGUUCUUCGAAGGGCCGGUAACUGUAGGAUUCUCGUACUCGAGUACUCCAUUUGAUGCGGAGAAAUUUGGGGAACAAGGGGACAAGCUGACUGCAGAGGAUAACUACAUGUUCUUUGUGAAUUGGCUUGAAAGGUUUCCGGAAUAUAAAGGAAGAGAAAUUUACAUCGCCGGUGAGAGUUACGCCGGUCACUAUAUUCCCGAACUUGCCCAGAUCAUCCUUCACCGUAACAAGCAAACCUUCAUCAAUCUACAAGGCAUUUUGAUUGGUAAUCCAGGUCUGGACGUACUUACCGAGCAUGAUAAUGAAAACGAAUUUAUGUUAAGCCAUGGUUUGGUUACCCAAAAAGAUAUUGAAGAGUCCAAUAAAGUCUGCCUUGGCGACUCAUUCAAUAUGGAAGAAUGCACAAAGAUAAUGGUGGCUAAAUUUGAUUAUACAGACAGCAAAGUCUUGGACAUUUACAACAUAUACGCUCUUGUGUGCCAAAACUCCACGUUGAGCAGCGAACCCAAGAAAUGCACCACAAUAAUGGAGGUUGAUCCGUGCAGAAGCAACUACGUGAAGGCUUAUCUUAACAGAGAAAAUGUUCAAGAAGCGAUGCAUGCCAACACCACAAAAUUACCGUACGAGUGGAAGUCUUGCAAUGAAGACUUGAAUUAUUUAUGGAACGAAACUGAUAAAGAUGCCUCAAUGAUUCCUAUCCUUCACGAGCUGAUGGGUAAGGGUGUCCGAGUCAUGAUCUACAGUGGAGACGUGGACCUGGCGGUUCCGUUUACAGCUACAGUGGCCGUGCUGAAGGAGAUGAAUCUAACGGUUGUAAAGGAAUGGCGUCCGUGGUUUACCGGAGGACAGCUGGGAGGGUUCACAGAGGAUUACAAAGGGAACUUGACGUAUGCAACUGUGAAAGGAGCAGGUCAUAUGGUUCCUACGGACCAACCUAUACAUGCUCUGAAUAUCUUUACCAGCUUUAUCCGUAACACUCCUCUCCCUCAAACACCCUGAUCUCUAACUUGUACCACCUCUAUUGACUGAACAAAAUACUUGGUCUAUACAUGAAUAUGAUGUUUCUUGUAAUUAAAGUCAAUAUUCUACUCAGAUAGCCAUAUUUACAUAUUUUGGUAGUAUAUUAACCAAAGAUAUUACUUUUUUUUAAACUGCAAAUCAAUUUUAUUAUAUCAUAAAAGUUUACUUACACAAUAAAUAAAAAUGUUAAAAAAGUAAGUACAUGUUUUGUAUUAAAAAGGAACAAUAACAAUGAUCUUAAAUUCUAACUUCUAAAUGCACAUACAACACUCAUGCUCAACAAAUUAUACAUUAGUUAGUUAUUGUCAACCAAACAUAAUGCGACAUCAUCAAACAAUAAGAUUAAUACAGCAGUAGCCUG
Molecule: messenger RNA, 2279 nt
Organism: Arabidopsis lyrata subsp. lyrata
Lineage: Eukaryota; Viridiplantae; Streptophyta; Magnoliopsida; Brassicales; Brassicaceae
Product: serine carboxypeptidase-like 38
Exons: 3
Coding region: 434-1897 (487 amino acids)
Biological process (GO): proteolysis
Cellular component (GO): vacuole
Molecular function (GO): serine-type carboxypeptidase activity
Source: RefSeq, a predicted model, not a curated record